Molecule: messenger RNA, 695 nt
Organism: Pyrus x bretschneideri (Chinese white pear)
Lineage: Eukaryota; Viridiplantae; Streptophyta; Magnoliopsida; Rosales; Rosaceae
Product: DNA-directed RNA polymerase I subunit RPA12
Exons: 6
Coding region: 132-551 (139 amino acids)
Biological process (GO): DNA-templated transcription; termination of RNA polymerase I transcription
Cellular component (GO): RNA polymerase I complex
Molecular function (GO): nucleic acid binding; zinc ion binding; DNA-directed RNA polymerase activity
Source: RefSeq, a predicted model, not a curated record
ACUAAGCCAGCUCAGUCCAAAUUUCCAUAAAAUUAAUAGAGCUUUGGGAAUUAGGGUUUAAGAUUUAGCAGACACUGGGAUUUGGGAAUUAGGGUUUUAUCACUGCGGAAUUUCCGUCGCCAACUCUCCUCAUGACGAUUGCUCCUCCAACUGCAGGUGCAACAACGAUAUCUAACGGUGCAUCGGAGAAGCAUUUCAUGGCAUACUCUCAAGGCCGCAAUUUCUUGUUCUGCGACUUGUGUGGGAGUUUGCUAAAUUUGAAUUCAAACAAGUAUGCUCAAUGCCCUCUCUGCAAGUUACAGCGAAAUGUGAAAGAGAUAUCCGGAAGAGAAAUAUCUUACAAAGUCACUGCUGAGGAUAUUAGAAGAGAUCUAGGCAUAUCAAUAAUUCCAGAAGAGAGGGUGCAAUUGCAAAAGACAGAUGCUAAAACAUGUGAAAAAUGCGGCCACAAUGAGCAUACAUAUUACUCCCGACAGAUGAGAUCGGCAGAUGAAGGGGCAACUACUUUCUAUGUGUGCACCAAUUGCCAGCACCAGUUUACUGAGAAUUGAUAUAUAUACCGGAGAUUGUAAGAGAUUAUCGGAUCACAAUGUAUGCCUUGAUAGUUGACAUGUUCCUAACAAAUCUAAACAUUUAUGCCUUGUAUUGAGUAUAUAUCUAAGAUUUAUCAGCUAUGAGAUCGAAGUUUGAAGUCA